Messenger RNA from Aspergillus puulaauensis, 252 nucleotides. Its product is annotated as RNA recognition motif domain-containing protein. The record is from RefSeq and is a predicted model, not a curated record. The coding region runs from base 1 to 252 and encodes 83 amino acids. Lineage: Eukaryota; Fungi; Ascomycota; Eurotiomycetes; Eurotiales; Aspergillaceae. Gene Ontology annotation, molecular function: RNA binding. The transcript is spliced from 4 exons.
AUGUCCAAGCUCUACGUCGGAAACCUCUCAUGGGGAACCAACACCGAUUCCCUCCACCAGGUCUUUUCCGAGUUCGGUACUGUUGUUGACGCUAUCGUCAUGACAGACCGUGAAACCGGCCGCAGCCGUGGCUUCGGGUUCGUCACCUUCUCCAAUGAAACGGAGGCCGAAGGAGCGAUGAACAGCUUGAACGACCAAGAGGUUGAUGGUAGACGUAUCAGGGUGAACAAAGCUGAUGGUGGCCGUCGGUAA